Messenger RNA from Malus domestica (apple), 2338 nucleotides. RefSeq names its product probable transcription factor PosF21. Gene Ontology annotation, cellular component: nucleus. The record is from RefSeq and is a predicted model, not a curated record. Gene Ontology annotation, molecular function: DNA-binding transcription factor activity. Gene Ontology annotation, biological process: regulation of DNA-templated transcription. Lineage: Eukaryota; Viridiplantae; Streptophyta; Magnoliopsida; Rosales; Rosaceae.
CCUAUAAUAUAUAUGUACGUGAAACACAAGCGAACCGAAAUGAAAUUUGUGCGUCUCCGACAGGCUAUGUGGUGGGAGCAAAACUUCCGGUUGGAAUGGAAUGAUAUUGUAUAAUACUCUUAUGUUUGUAUCGUUACUCACAAGCUUCCGUUUCCUCCUCGUCUCUAAGAUCCCUCUCUAUCUGCAUGCGACUGCUCUUAUUCGAAUUUCGCUUUCUACAAAAGCCUGCGUGAUUGAUUCUCUCUCGCGUUCCACCUCCCAAUCCGAAGAUCUGCGUCUGUAAGAACAAUUCCAACCCCGAUGUCCUUUUUCCCGAGAAAAUUCCCACAAAAUUUCCCAUAUUUUCCCAGAAAUUUACCAUGUUCAGCUGCUGUGCUUUGCUCUGCGAUGGUUUCUAGGGUUUUCUCGUGUUGAAGCUCUUGUAUGUGUUUGCUUAAUUUCCUUUUGUAGCUCAACCUCGUGUAUUUAUUUUGCACCUGUCGCUGUCAGAUCUCCAUUUCUUAGUGUUUUUUUAUGUAUGCAACUUUAAAUUUUUUUCAUUGGAGGGAGUCUGUUCGUGUUGUUUCGUAUCUCAAUUGCCUCUUUUUCUUGUUUGAGAAUCUGAAUUUGGAUACUUGGUUUAGAUUUUGAUUUGUUCCGAAAGGAGUUGGCAUUUAUUGGGAUGUUUGGUAUCUUAGCUAUUUUUAAGGGUAAAUUUUAGGGGUUGUGAUUCUUAUAGAUGGACAAGGACAAGUCCCAUGCCCAUGGUGGAGGUUUCCCACCCCCAUCAGGCAGGUACUCGAGUUUCUUGCCAACCGGAGCUGCUUUCAAUGUGAAACCUGAGCCAUCCUCUUCAUCGUCGUUUCCUCCGCUGGCCUCGGGUGCUAGUGCAGACUCUGGUCACUUUAGCCAUGAUAUUAGCAGAAUGCCAGAUAACCCACCUAGGAAAUUGGGUCAUAGACGUGCCCAUUCGGAAAUCUUGACCCUUCCAGAUGAUAUUAGCUUUGAUAGUGACCUUGGUGUUGUGGGUGGUGCGGAUGACCCUUCAUUUUCGGAUGAGACUGAGGAAGACUUGUUCUCUAUGUACCUUGAUAUGGAAAAGUUCAAUUCAUCAUCUGCUACAUCAUCCUUUCAGUUCGGGGAGCCAUCAUCUUCUGCAGCAGCACCUGCUCCAGUAAUAGCACCAGUAUCAAGAGCACCCACCUCAUCCGCGGAGAAUAUUGCCAUUGGUUCCAAUGAGAGACUCAGAGUUAGGCACCAACAUAGCCAGUCAAUGGAUGGGUCGUCAACCAUCAAACCGGAGAUGCUGGUCUCCAGUUCAGAAGAUAUCAAUGCAGCUGAUUCCAAGAAAUCCCUGUCAGCUGCUAAGCUUGCUGAGCUUGCCCUGAUUGAUCCAAAACGUGCAAAGAGGAUCUGGGCAAAUAGGCAGUCAGCUGCAAGGUCAAAGGAAAGGAAAAUGCGAUAUAUUGCUGAGCUUGAACAGAAAGUCCAGACGUUGCAAACAGAAGCAACUUCCUUGUCUGCUCAAUUGACUCUCUUGCAGAGAGAUGCAAAUGGUCUGACUGCUGAGAACAGUGAACUGAAACUGCGCUUGCAGACAAUGGAGCAACAGGUUCAUUUGCAAGAUGCAUUGAACGAUGCACUGAAAGAAGAAAUUCAGCAUCUGAAAGUUGUUACUGGCCAAGCUAUGCCAAAUGGUGGACCUAUGAUGAACUACGCUUGUUUUGGCGGGGCGGGCCAGCAGCAAUUCUAUCCAACCAAUCAAGCUAUGCACACCCUUCUAGCUGCACAGCAGUUUCAACAGCUCCAGAUUCAUUCUCAGAAACAGCAGCACCAAUUUCAGCAGCAUCAACUCCAUCAACUUCAGCAGCAACGGAUGCAGCAGCAGCUUCAGCAGCAGCAACAGCAACAACAACAAAGUGGGGACUUGAAACUAGGAGGAUCCGUGCCUUCGCCAAGCCAGAAAGAGAAUACAUCAGAGGUCAACCAAUCUGUAACGAAGGAUUGUUGAGAAGUGUUUUCCAGUUAGCAUUUGUUUGUAGUCAGUUGUAUACUUAUCAUUUUAGAUGUAGAUCGAAUUAUCAUAGUUGUAGCACCUUGUGAUUUGUGUUUUGUUCUGGGUAUUUACGGUGGAUUUAGAUUAUGAAGAUUUGUUUACUGAAUAUUAGAAUGUGUAGUCGUUGAUUUAUCCUUUGUAAUCCCAUAGCUAUUGCCCUCCGUUGAAAUAGGAUGCAAUCAAGAGUGGUGGAUAGCGUGAUGAUCUUGUCAUGUCAAACCACACAAUACUGUAAGCGCUCUAGGGCGCCUGGAAGAUAUGUUUUUAAAUAUCGCUAUACAAUUACAACCUGUCUUUGCUCAA